Messenger RNA from Schistocerca nitens (vagrant locust), 1320 nucleotides. RefSeq lists its product as uncharacterized. NCBI's taxonomy places the organism in Eukaryota, Metazoa, Arthropoda, Insecta, Orthoptera, Acrididae. The transcript is spliced from 4 exons. Bases 1 to 1320 code for a protein of 439 amino acids. The record is from RefSeq and is a predicted model, not a curated record.
AUGGGGAAGACAAGAGGUCUUUAUAAGAAAAUUAGAGAAAUUAAAGGAAAAUUCCAGGCAAAAAUUGGAAUGAUAAAAGAUAGAAACGGGAAAGAUCUGAAAAAUUGUGAAGCAGAGGAUGUUAAGGAAAGAUGGGCAGAAUAUGUAGAAGACCUAUACAAGAAAGAACUGCAUCAUGACAGGGCUCCUAGUGCUGAUGUUAAUGUUAAUUUAGAACUAGAGCCAGAUAUUUUGGAGAGCGAAAUCCAGUGGGCCCUUGAAAAUAUGGCUGAUAACAAAACUAGUGGACAUGGUGAAAUACCAGAAGAAUUGUUUAAAGUCACUGGAAAGGAUGCAGUGAAAGUGCUGCACUCAAUAUGUCAAAAAAUAUGGAUCACGCAGCAGUGGCCAGAUGACUGGGAAAGAUCAGUAUUCAUCCCCGUUCCAAAGAAGAAAAGUUCUAAAGAAUUCUCAGAUUACCGAACAAUCGCACUUAUUUCACAUGCUAGCAAAGUUAUGUUGAAAAUCUUACAAAAUAGACUUCGCCAAUAUCUAGAUCGAGAGCUACCAGAAGAACAAGCUGGAUUUAGGAAAGGAAGAGGAACUAGAGAUCAAAUUGCUAACAUUCGGUGGAUUAUGGAAAAAGCGAGAGAAUUCCAGAAAGAUGUGUACCUCUGCUUUAUUGACUACGCCAAAGCCUUUGACUGCGUCGAUCACAACAGAUUAUGGAACAUGUGUGUACCAGAUCACCUCAUUCAUCUGAUACGGAGUUUAUACCUUGACCAAGAAGCCACGGGUAUCUGGGGCCCCGUCACCACGUCCAAAGUGGGCCUCGACGCCUGGAUCUCCGACUUGGAGGCUGCAAUGGCGCUCCGAGACGGAGGAGCCCGGCAUGUUGUGGCGCGGUCUCAUGCAAACUGGAGUCUUGGUGUCUGCGACGCAUCCCACAGGUGGUCCGAGUCGAAUGUUAGUCUACAGUACAGACGGUGUCGAACGCUUUCUGUAGCUUCCAACGGCUUCGACGCCGACGCGGCACUAAAGUGCGAGUUUGGUUUUUUUGUCAUCCGGAAACGCAGAGCCCGCGGCUCGGCUGCAGGCGUGUCGGCUGCACACGAGAGUGUCACGUCCGCCUCUGUUCCGUCCGCUGUGUUGUGUAGUGUCGUGCGCCGUGCUGCGGCGGUGCUGCGGCAGAGCGGGCUGCGGGCUGCGCUGGUGGGCGGGUCGCCGAUCGAUGCCGUGCGCCGGCGGCGCCAGCUCACCCACACACCCUCGCACCGCCCGCCUGGCCUUAUUUUAACUCAUUUCCUACCGCCGCCCUCACCAUUCAUCCUGCACUGCUAA